CUCACAGUUUAAGAGACUGCAAACUGUAUGUCUUCAUUCUGUUGAGUUGGAAAAGGAAUUUUUCUGCAAGCUUGGGAGAAAACAGUUAAUACUCAGGCUAUGGAGGAUUACGAUGAGUCCACUGCUUUUCUGGGUCAGUGGGGACGUUUCCAGCAGGUUGUCUUCUUCCUGCUCUGUGCCAGCAUCGUGCCCAAUGGAUUAGGCGCUUUCUCCGUUGUCUUUCUGACAGACAUUCCCAGACACCACUGCCUGAUUCCUGAGGAAAACCUGACUCAAGAUUGGCGCGAUGCAAUAAUCCCGAUAGAGGUGGUGAAUGGGAAACAGGAGCAGAGCAGAUGCAGCAGGUACAGGCUGGAUGUGGUCAGAAACCUCUCUGCUCAGGGCUUCAUUCCUGGCAGGGACGUCAACCUCACCGACCUGGAGCAGGAGGGCUGUGUGGACGGGUGGAGCUACAGCAAAGACAUCUACCAGUCUACUCUGGUUUCUGAGUUUGACCUGGUGUGCAGUGAUCAGUGGAAGCAACCGUUCACCUCCACAGCUUGCUUCCUGGGAUAUCUUGUUGGAUCCUUCAUCUCAGGACAGCUCUCAGACAGGUUUGGAAGAAAGCCUGUUUUCUUCGCCACCAUGGCAGUUCAGACAACCUUUUCCUUCUGUCAAGCUUUUUCACCUUCUUGGACGGUUUUCACCAUCCUCAUUUUCUUCAAUGGUUUGGGACAGAUAUCCAACUAUGUAUCUGGUUUUGUUUUGGGCACUGAGAUCUUGACUGGCGAUGUUCGGAUCAUAUUCUCAUCUAUGGGUGUGUGUCUGGGCUUUGCCAUUGGCUACAUGAUUCUGCCUCUCAUAGCUUUUUUUUUAAGGGACUGGAAAUCUCUCUUGUUAGCUAUCUCUCUACCUGGCGUGCUCUACAUCCCUCUCUGGUGGUUCAUCCCGGAGUCUCCUCGCUGGCUGCUCUCUCAGGGAAGAGUGGAGGAGGCCGAGGCCAUAGUGAGAAAGGCGGCUAAGACAAACAGAGUUGAGGCUCCAACGGUCAUCUUUAAAGAUUACAGUGCACAUGAUGAUGACAUGCACCCUCAGAAACACCUCAAUAUUAUCAGCCUGGUGAAGACACAAAGCGUCAGAAGCACGACUGUCAUUCUCUGCCUGGUGUGGUUCUCUUUGAGUAUUGGGUACUAUGGCCUGUCCCUGAACACAUCCCAGCUUCAUGCUAACCCCUACAUCAGCUGCUUCUUCUCAGCAGCUGUAGAGGUACCAGCCUACAUGUCCUGCUGGCUGGCACUGAAAUACUUCCCACGCCGACUCUCUGUCAUCUUUAUCUUACUCCUUGGUGGAGUGUCACUGUUUCUCAUUCAACUGGUGCCUGAAACUUUAUCAGAGCUGGCUGUCGCUCUGGAGAUGCUGGGUAAACUUGCUAUCACCAGCGGUGCAUCCCUGAUCUACGCCUACACUGCAGAGCUUUACCCAACAGUGCUCAGGAACACAGCGGAAGGCGUUUGCGUUACUGUUUCCAGAAUAGGAAGCUGCCUUGCUCCUUUUUUGUUACAGCUGAGGGAAUCUUUUGAGUACCUGCCUUAUAUCAUACUGGGGACUCUGGCUGUUUUUUCUGCCUUUGCAGCUCUUUUCCUGCCGGAAAGCUUUGGAAAACCUCUACCUCAAACUAUUCAGCAAAUGCAAAAGAGAGAAAGUUGGCUACAUGAUGCUGCCUCUCUUUGCUUACUUUUGACCUGAUUGCUAUCUCUCUGCCUG
Messenger RNA from Trematomus bernacchii (emerald rockcod), 1743 nucleotides. RefSeq names its product solute carrier family 22 member 5-like. Gene Ontology annotation, molecular function: transmembrane transporter activity. The transcript is spliced from 11 exons. Bases 100 to 1725 code for a protein of 541 amino acids. Lineage: Eukaryota; Metazoa; Chordata; Actinopteri; Perciformes; Nototheniidae. Gene Ontology annotation, cellular component: membrane. The record is from RefSeq and is a predicted model, not a curated record. Gene Ontology annotation, biological process: transmembrane transport.